CUCAUACACAACUUUCGAAAAAAUCCCAAACUCCACGCCUAAACGUCAUUUCGUACAGUCGUUAGAUUUCACUUAACCUCGAGCACCCGUUUACAUACAGGAGCCAGCGAAAGAGCACAUAGAUAAAGGCACAAACCAAACAACACAUAUAUCACAAUGUCCGCGCCCGACAGGUUUGGCAACGACAUCGAGUCCGACUCCGAUUCGGGCAACGAGUCACCCAUCAACGAUGGGGCCGACGAUGGCGCUGAGGAGUUAGAUCAGAAACCCCUCAAGUCAGCUAUGAAGAAAUCCCCCUCAGGUCCCUCGCCUCCGAUUGAGCGUCCUCCUCUCCCUCCCCAAACAGACGCCAAAGACCUCGAUCUCCAAUCACUAACCCCGCUUACACCUGAGAUCAUCGCGCGACAAGCCACUAUCAACAUUGGUACCAUCGGUCACGUCGCUCACGGCAAGUCGACCGUUGUGAAGGCCAUAUCAGGUGUCCAGACUGUCCGUUUCAAGAACGAGUUGAUCCGAAACAUCACCAUCAAGCUGGGAUAUGCGAAUGCCAAGAUCUACAAGUGCGAUAACCCUGAGUGCCCUAGGCCUGGAUGUUAUCGAAGCUACAAGAGUGAGAAGGAGGUAGACCCCCCUUGCGAGCGUGAAGGAUGCAGCGGUACAUACAGACUUCUACGCCAUGUCUCCUUUGUGGAUUGCCCUGGUCACGAUAUUCUCAUGAGUACUAUGUUGUCUGGAGCUGCGGUGAUGGACGCCGCUCUAUUACUGAUUGCUGGAAAUGAAACUGUACCUCAGCCUCAAACUUCUGAACAUUUGGCAGCUAUCGAAAUUAUGAAGCUUGAUAAGAUCAUCAUCCUUCAGAACAAGGUCGACCUUAUGCGAGAAGAGGCCGCCCAACAACAUUACCAGUCUAUCCUGAAGUUCGUCCGUGGUACUCCUGCCGCCAAAUCGCCCAUCAUUCCUAUCUCUGCGCAACUGAAGUUCAACAUCGACGCUAUCAACGAGGCCAUUGUAAACACCAUCCCUGUACCACCCAGAGAUUUCACUCAAGAGCCUCACAUGAUGGUUAUUCGAUCCUUCGACGUCAACAAGCCUGGUGCCGAAAUUGAAGAGUUAAAGGGUGGUGUUGCAGGUGGCAGUAUUCUGCACGGUGUGUUGAAGCUCGGUGACGAGAUUGAAAUCAGACCUGGUAUUGUGACUCGAGACGAUAAGGGUGCACUCCAGUGCAAGCCUAUCUGCAGUCGUAUCGUCUCUCUUAACUCAGAGUUCAACGAUCUGAAAUAUGCCGUCCCCGGUGGUCUCAUUGGUGUUGGCACGCGCAUUGACCCUACUCUUUGCAGAGCUGAUCGUUUGGUUGGAUUCGUUCUCGGCCUCAAGGGACGUCUUCCCGCCAUCUACAGUGAGAUUGAAGUCAACUUCUACCUCUUAAAGAGGCUGCUAGGUGUCCGCACAGCAGACGGCAAGCAAGCAAAGGUGGCUAAAUUAACCAAGAAUGAAGUCCUCAUGGUAAACAUUGGAUCCACCUCAACUGGUGCCAAGGUUGCCGCCAUUAAGCAAGAUGCCGCUAAGCUAUCCCUGACCAGCCCUGCCUGCACAAACCUUGGAGAGAAGAUCGCUCUUAGCCGAAGAAUCGAGAAGCACUGGCGUCUCAUUGGAUGGGCUACCAUCACAGCUGGUAUCACAUUGGAACCUACCGAAUCGUGAAGUCUAGGCUAAGUAUAAAUUUCUUGACGAAGCGUAUCCGAUAAGCUAUAAUUCUGAGGGGUGGGUAAAGGGGAAAUGAGUAGGUAUUCCUAAGUACGGCGACCAAUGUCAGGGACACGGCUCAAGCGCUUCAUAAAGGUAAGAGAUGCCUUAGUCUGUCUGAAGCUACUAGGGCUAAAGGGGAUGUCCCUAAGAAGGCUAUGUAUUUAGACGAUGAUGACGAAGCAAAAGGAGAUAAAGGCGUACCUGAAUACGGAUCUGUUGCACUUUACGUCCUGGCCCUUUUUGCAGAGACCGUAGUCUCCGGUGGCUUUUGUCAAUCUAUAGGCGCCUAACGGAAAAAAGGAAUAUAAAAACCUAUAGCCAUCCGAUUAUCCAACCCACCACUUCGCGA
This is a messenger RNA of Daldinia vernicosa, 2095 nucleotides long. Its product is annotated as eukaryotic translation initiation factor 2 subunit gamma. The transcript is spliced from 3 exons. Gene Ontology annotation, biological process: formation of translation preinitiation complex; positive regulation of translational fidelity. The coding region runs from base 157 to 1701 and encodes 514 amino acids. NCBI's taxonomy places the organism in Eukaryota, Fungi, Ascomycota, Sordariomycetes, Xylariales, Hypoxylaceae. Gene Ontology annotation, cellular component: cytosol; eukaryotic translation initiation factor 2 complex. The record is from RefSeq and is a predicted model, not a curated record. Gene Ontology annotation, molecular function: tRNA binding; GTPase activity; translation initiation factor activity.